Messenger RNA from Lodderomyces jiufengensis, 882 nucleotides. RefSeq names its product transcription elongation factor DST1. Bases 1 to 882 code for a protein of 293 amino acids. The transcript has a single exon. The record is from RefSeq and is a predicted model, not a curated record. Gene Ontology annotation, molecular function: RNA polymerase II transcription regulatory region sequence-specific DNA binding; zinc ion binding. Gene Ontology annotation, biological process: transcription antitermination; transcription elongation by RNA polymerase II; transcription elongation by RNA polymerase I. Gene Ontology annotation, cellular component: nucleus. Lineage: Eukaryota; Fungi; Ascomycota; Pichiomycetes; Serinales; Debaryomycetaceae.
AUGGACACCAAAGAAGUUAAAUCAACCAUUUCAAAUUUAGAAAAAGCAAUAGAUGAUACAACAAUACUUAAAUUAUUAAAUAUUUUAAAUGAUGAAGUAAAACCAACUGAAAAACUUUUAAGAGAAACAAAAGUUGGUGUAGUUGUAAAUAAAUAUAGAAGUAAUGACAAUGUUGAAAUAAGUUCAUUAGUUAAAAAAAUGAUUAAAAAUUGGAGAGAAGCAGUUCAAAAUGAAAAAAACAAGUCCAAAAAACCAAGUUCAACUGGAUCCACUCCAGCAUCAUCAAAUUCAAAUUCAAAUGCAAAUACUCCUGCACCAUCAACAACAACUACAAAAUUCACAGGACCAAGAAAUCCCAAAAAUGAUGGAGUUAAUGUAAAUCGAUAUGAUAAUUCAACUCGUAAUGCUUGUAUAAGUGCAUUAUAUACAUCAUUAGCUACAGAUAGAGAAGAUCAACCAAAUCAUAUUUUAACAAUUGCAACUGAAAUAGAAAGUGAAGUAUAUAAAGGAGAAUAUCUGAAAGUUACAGAUGGAUAUAGAAAUAAAUUAAGAACUUUUACAAUGAAUUUAAAAAAUAAAAAAAAUCCAGAAUUAAGAGAAAGAUUAUUAUCAAGACAAAUAUCAGCAUCAAAAUUUAUUAAAAUGACUCCUAAUGAAAUGGCACCAGAAUCUUUAAAAAAGGAAAUUGAAAAAUUACAUAAACAAAACUUGUUUGAUGCUCAAGGAGCAACUGAAAAGAGAGCAGUUACGGAUAGAUUUACUUGUGGUAAAUGUAAACAUAAAAAAGUUAGUUAUUAUCAAAUGCAAACAAGAUCAGCUGAUGAACCUUUAACUACUUUUUGUACUUGUGAAAAUUGUGGUAAUAGAUGGAAAUUUUCAUAA